GGGAGAGAAUCCCAAACCAAAUGGCAACCUUCAAUCUAAAUUACAUUGGGUGCGUUACAUUAUGACCUAAGAAAACUCAAAAAAUAGGAGCAAAAAGAGGAGACUUUGGUCUUAUAAUUCCACCUUAUUAAUUAUUCAAAAUAAUAAACCACCUACUACUCUCUCAAAAACCCAACUCACAAGAACAUCAUCACUCUUCACUCUCACUUUCUCUCUCCUCUGCCCCUCUUUUUCUCUCUCAAAAUCAAUAAUGGUGAAAAGAAAGAGAGAUAAUAACAAGCCAAAAAAAGAACAAAAAGUUGUUCAACAAGUAGUAGAAGAAGAAGAAGCAGUAGAGUCUGAAGACUAUUGUUUUGUUUGCAAAGAUGGUGGUCUUCUCAUGGUUUGUGACUUCAAGGAUUGUGUGAAAGCCUAUCACCCUGAAUGUGUAGGAAAGGAAGAAACAACUGAAGAUACUGAAGACAAAUGGUUUUGUGGCUGGCAUCAUUGCCUUGUUUGCAAAAAGAGUUCGAAGUAUCGGUGUUUCUGCUGUCCCAAUGCUGUCUGCCAAAGCUGCUUCAAGGAAGCUACAUUUGCCCAACAUGGUGGUGGCAAAGGGUUCUGCCAUGACUGCCUUAAGCUUGCAUUACUCGGAGAGGAAGGAGUGGAUAUUGACUCAGACGGGGAAAAGGUAGAUUUCAAAGACCGGGAAACAUAUGAAGGCCUUUUUAAGGAAUACUGGGAUAUAAUUAAGGAAAAAGAAGGGUUGACCUUAGAAGAUCUACACAAUGCAGACAUCCAAAUCAAAAAGGGAGAAGACUACAAGUCCCUUCCCCGUAAGUCACAACAGUUUCAGCAGGCACACUCUGACUCAGAUGAAUCUGUCAAGGAAGAGGAAAAUAAAGAAUUGCCAUCUGAUGAUCAUGAAAGUGAUGAUCAGCCUGUACAGCCAAUUGUAGUUCGUGAUAAAAAGAAGCCCAAAAAGUUGGCCAAAAAGCGCAAAGGUCCUAAAAAAAUUGAGUUUGUAGGUUGGGCUUCCAAAUCCCUUAUAGGGUUCCUGGCAUCUAUAGGAGUAGAUACAAAUAAGAAGCUAACUCAGGAUGAUGUGGCUUCACUAAUCAAUAAGUAUGUCCAUGAAAAUAAGCUUCUUCAUCCAGAGAAGAAGAAGUUAGUUCUUUGUGAUGUUCGCCUGCGAAAUGUAUUGGGAAGAAGGUCAGUUAGUGUAUACAAAAUAAACGAUCUUUUAGAAGCGCACUUUCCCGAAAACCUAGAGCAGUCAGAAGAUGAAGGAUACAGUUCAGGAUAUGAGGAGAAAAAGGCUUCUGUGCCUGAAAAGAAGCAGGCUUGGUGGAGAAAUGUUGGAUCCUUUCAGCAUAAAGGAUCACUUCUGGAAAAAUAUAAGAAAGAUGACAUUCUAGAUGAGCCUAAUAAAGUAGAGGUGGUCCCUGAUGAAUAUAUCUAUAGUAGUUUUGCAACCAUAAUUCCAAAAAACAUGAAACUCAUUUACCUGAAGAAGUGUUUAGUGGAAAAACUGUUGGAGCAGCGUGAAUCUUUUGAGGGAAAAGUGGUGGGGAGCUUUGUGAAAGUCAAGUCGGAUCCAUUUGAUGCCAAACUUCCAUAUCAACUCCUUCCAGUAAUAGGUGUCCAGAAUUCUGGUUGUGAGAACAACGGAAAGGUUCUACUUCAAGUAUCUAAUCUACCUAAUGAUAUCCGCAUUAGCUUGCUGUCAAAUGAUGAUAUAUCUGAGGAAGAUUGUCAAGAGUUACGCCAGAAAGUGGACAAGGGACUUCUUCCAAAGCCUACUGUUGUAGAGCUUGAGAAGAAAGCAAAAGAUCUCCAUGUAGAUAUUACAAAACAUUGGAUCACCAGAGAACUGUCUAUUCUACGGAAUCGCAUUGAUUUAGCAAAUGAAAAGGGACGAAGAGCUGAAUUAUAUGACUAUCGGAAAAGGAGAGACCUACUUCAGUCCGAGGAAGAGCAGUCACGCUUACUAAAUGAGGUCCCUAAAGUAGAUGCAGAAGUGAUCAGUGUCAAGUCUGCUUCUGACGAGACUCUGCAUAAUGAUAAUUCUGAAAAUAUAAGUACUCCUGUAAAUUCUGGUGAAAAAGCUGAAGGCAAUGGAAAUAUUCCUGCGUGAUUGGUAAUCCAUGACCCCAGAUGCUAUAAAUAAUGCUGAAUUCUGCCUGCCAGAUUAUGCUACAUGCCUGCAGACGAUCCCAGUGCAACAGUCUUAUCUUUCUCAACCAAAAGCUUGCAACUCUUUUUCGGUUGUGGAAACGUUUUCUGUAAAUACAGUUAAUUUUCAGCAAAGGCUGUAUUGUAUCUAGUUCGUGAUUUGUCUGUUGAUGAACAAGCUAAAACUUACUGUAGAAUAUAAGAUGAUUUCUGUGAUGUCAAACUCACAUUAGUGAACCUUGAAUUAGGUAUGAAGUAAUGAUAUGAGCUCAAUUCUUGACAGCUUCAUUUUACUUUUGA
This is a messenger RNA of Beta vulgaris subsp. vulgaris (sugar beet), 2454 nucleotides long. RefSeq lists its product as hypothetical. NCBI's taxonomy places the organism in Eukaryota, Viridiplantae, Streptophyta, Magnoliopsida, Caryophyllales, Amaranthaceae. The record is from RefSeq and is a predicted model, not a curated record. The transcript is spliced from 10 exons. Gene Ontology annotation, molecular function: DNA binding. Bases 251 to 2116 code for a protein of 621 amino acids.